UUGGAAUUUGGAUAUGGACUGCGCGUGGGCUGCACUCUCUCUCUCUCCCCCUCUACUCUUUAUCCCACGCGCGCUUUCCUCUCACCACUCUCAUUCUCACUGCCAAGUUACUGACAGGGAAACAGUGAUAGGGCGGGCCGACUUCCGUUCACCUCAUCGGCUCCUCUGCGGACUGAACGAACCAGUCGCCGGGCGGCCUUCCUUCCCCACCUCCGCCUCGAGCUUCUUCAAUCUACCCCCACCCCACAACCGCAUUGCGCAGGAAUAUUGACGGGAGGGAAUCCCGUCAAUCCCUCUCUUUCACUUCCUCCCCCACUGCUAAAUCAGCCUCCUCCCUGCUCCCUGCCCUGCAGCUUCAUUCUGGCUUCCGUCGCCCGAACUGCACUGUUUCAGGCUUGGAGCUGCCUUUUCCCUUCUGGGCCUAGCAGAAACAAGACAGAGAGAGUAAAUGCUUUUUUCAUCAGGGCAGAGACCCUCUCCUCGGAUCCCUCGUCCUGAGAUUUCCAGAUUUUUGUUUUGGAGGAAAUGUGAGCAGUUCUUGAAGGUCCCGAGAGGUGGUGCAUUUUAGAUUGUAGAUGUAGAUUUAGAAUCGUAUGCUGGACUUGGAGGUUGAGGUUUCUAGCUAUGGUGUUUGGAGAGAUGAUGGUAGGUGAUAGGACGUCGAAAGUGGUGCCGUCUUUGGCCGUGGUGGAGAAAAGGCAAGCUCUGAGGCCGACGGGUGGCUGUGUUGGGCUGUUUCAGCUGUUUGACUGGCACAGGAGGUUCUCCAAGAAGAAGCUCUUCUCUAGGAAGUUGCUUCCUCCCGCACGUCCUAAACAAGCGACGAGGAACUUUAAGGGAGAUGAGAAGAUGCCAGUUGUUAAACUUCAUUAUAUUGCCGAUGAGAAUAAGGCGGGUUUCCCUAAUUCGAGAAAAACCAAGAAUAUCAACAUUGAGAGAAAGCAUGAGAUGGGAACGCCUGGGUUGGUUGCUAGGCUCAUGGGUCUCGAGUCUAUGCCUUCUGUGUCUCAAGAAAAGGUGGACGAGGCAUCAUCACAUGAAAUUUAUGAUUAUAUAGCCAGUAAAUCUGAGCUAACCAACAAGGGGUUAGGAAGGGAAGAGAUAAAUCUGGAGAAGGGACAGAUGAGACAUGAACGGCCACAGAAGCUGCAGAAGACUGGACUCUCCGAGGGGCGAGCGGUGACAAGGUUCGGAACCGAGGCUCUGCAUAUUAAGGGAGCUCUGUCCCGAUCCAGGAAGCAGAAUCACCCAAAGCUGGCAUCUCCUGUGAAAAGCCCAAGGAUUUCUUCCUUGAGGAAUGUCUCUCACAAAUCUCGCUUAAUAGGUGCAGCUACUAAGAUACUGGAACCAGGGUUGCAGGCCAAAAACAGGAUAAAUGUACUAACUUAUUCCGAAUCUAUGCACUAUGUUCCUAGCGAUCAAGUGAUUUUAGAAAGUUCAGCCACAGAGCAAACACCAUAUAUUAACUGUGGUCAUAUGCUAAAAAAUACAAACAUUAGUCAAUAUAUGGACAAUCACAGAUCGGAAUAUGCUCCUGCUGGUUUGACUUCCUCUGGAUUACCCAAUGCUUCCUAUCGGGAUUCUGUUGGUCAUAGAAAGGCCCCUAUUGUUCCUGUUGAUAAACAGAAGGUGUUUUGUAAGAGAAGGCAAGAGGAGUCUCUAUCUCUAAAGGAAGCUAAAAGACUUCCUCCAGAGUGCCAAGAACCCUGGCAUUUGCGUACUAAAAAGGGUGCCCCGCAGAGGGAAGAAUCAUCCUCAGUCGCUCCACUGAAGAGCAGAAGGGUGUCUUCAGCCGCAAGUUCUGUCUCCGGCACAAAGGAUUUUGUGGCUUUGAACCGAAGCCUCAGUGGUCAGACCCGUCCAAGGGUCCCCAGUAAGGCUGAGAGCUCUAGCAUUGAUGAAACGAGAAGAUCUCGUGGCCGAAGAGAUGAUUCUAUCUCGCAUCUAAGGUCUCCUGCUCGGAGGAUGAGGACUGCCAGUUCAAAUCAACAAGUUGGAAGCGUAAAUAUCCGCGAUUCUACGCUUGAGAAACAGAGAAAAGUUACGCCCGUUGCAGUUACUGGUAAUGGCAAAACCAGUGAUAAAAGUAGUGUUAUUUCUUUUACAUUUAAUUCUCCGUGGAAGCAAAAGACCAGUUCUUCCACAGAAGCUGAGGACAGAAGAUCGCGUGAGAGUGAUGACUCAGGAGACUUAGUGUUGGAGGGAAGAGAUAAAAAAGCUUUCUUCCAGGAACAGUUGGCCCUGAGAGGGGAUGCGUUAGGCGCCCUUCUGGAGCAGAAACUAAAAGAACUGAUCUCCCAAGAAGAAGAUGAAUCAACCAGCGGGUCGACUUUGCCCAAGCGAUCUACGGCUAUGAUUCUUCAAGAAUUGAUAGCUGCUUUAACUACUGAUCCCACUCUUUCACAAGAAACUGAUACGCCUGAGACCAACAAAGCUUUCCAGGUUAAAUCGAGGAAAGAGAGGUCAGUGGCUGAACUUCCAUGCGACGCCAAUCAUUUUAGCCCUGGAUCGGUUCUUGAUGCUUCGUUCUCGAAUGAUAGUUGUGUUUCAAGUAGUUUGGAUGAUAGCUCAGGACUCAAUUUGCUGACUGACUUUAUAGACUUCUCCUGCGAUGUUCCGCAACCACGAGAACUUGAUGGCGAUCUUUCUGACUUUGCGACAACACUGGAGAAACAUAGUGCCCAUGGGAACAUCAUGAUCAAUCUUAUUGGCUGCAUCAGCAGAGCGCUCAGUCAGCUUAAUCUUGCUGGGCUUAGGUUAUCAGGAAGCAAACUGUCCUACACCGAGGAAGUUAUUCUGCACACUGAAAUGCUGUUUUCUGGUACAACUCACCCGAGUAUGUUCGGUACAGAAGAGAUCAUCGUGAGCCCCUCUCUCCUAGAUGAACUCGAAUCUCUUGCCAUUUCUGCAUGGAUGAGUAUUGGUUGGUUGGAUGGUUUAGUGAACUUGAAAGAGGGAAAGCAACUCAAGGAAUUUCUUUUUGACUGCCUGUUAGAAUGUCUAGACUCGAAGUAUCAUCCAUGCUCUGACUUUGGAUACCGAAAGUGGAGUAGACUUCCUCGACGUUUGAAUGACAACACUUUGGUUUGGGAAGUUGAAGGUGGACUUAAAACGUGGGCUGGUUUAACUGGGAUGAGUGUUGAUGAGAUGAUAGAGUGGGAGAUGAAUCAUUCUCUCGGCAAAUGGGUAGAUUUCGAUAUCGAGGCAUUUGAGAAUGGAUGUGACAUUGAAAGAGAUAUACUCCAGGGUAUGGUGGAAGAAAUUGUAGAUGACAUUCUGCAGUACAGCUGAGCACGAACGGUCUAGCUCUCUUCUCUGCAUUCCUGGAAAGUCAUCUUACCAUUGGAAGUGGUUUUCGGCUUAUGCAGAGAGGAUAUGUGGAUUCUAUAGAUGUGCAGCAUUUUGUUGAAACUUGUAUGUAGUCUGCCCGAAACUCGUGACUGGCAUUUCCUGCCCCAUUUUGUGAUUAGUUAUUGCAUAUCAAAUUAAGGAAACUGGCAGGUGAAUCCACGAGAAGCUUUCCAAAAUCA
Molecule: messenger RNA, 3530 nt
Organism: Punica granatum (pomegranate)
Lineage: Eukaryota; Viridiplantae; Streptophyta; Magnoliopsida; Myrtales; Lythraceae
Source: RefSeq, a predicted model, not a curated record